Molecule: messenger RNA, 322 nt
Organism: Amoebophrya sp. A25
Lineage: Eukaryota; Dinophyceae; Syndiniales; Amoebophryaceae
Source: the annotation of a GenBank genome assembly
UAUGUGGUUGGGGGAUAUGUAUGAUGCCACACAUUGAGAACAAAGAUUUGGGAAUGUCGUUCCUAUAAGUAUAAGAAGGAAAAAGGGGAACGACAUUCGUUCCCAUUUCUACGCUCUCAAAAAUGAGUGGAAGCAUUCAGGAUGUCAGAAUGCCAGGAGUUUACGGUGAAUCCAAUGGUGGAGCGCACAAAUAUUUUUUCACGGUUCAAGAUGGUUUGGAUCCCUGUGGCCCAUUCGUAGUUCCUUUGAGCUUGCAAAACAAAAACGAGGACGAAAAGCAACGACGUAUUCUAGAAACGUUGCGGCAGCUUGAGUCAAAGGC